CCCUCGGCCGCCGGCCCCGCCCGGCCCCGCGCCUGGCCCCGGCCCUCCGAGCAGUGUCCUCCUCCUUCCCUUCUUUCCUCCCUCCCGGUUCCCCGCCCCGCUUCUCCUUCUCUUCCUCCGCCUCCGGCUCCUGCUCGCUCGGUCUCCGGCUCCGGCGCCGGCUCCUGCUCCUCCUGGCCGCCCGGGGCCAAGGCGACGAGAGGUUGUAAAAAUCCAUGUGGGACGGCCCCGGGGCGAGCAUCCGAAAGAUCUCUGAGUGGAGUUAUUUUCUGGUACGGACUGUGAAAAGAAUGCGGUGAAAAUUCUGGACAAUCGUGGAAAUAUUAGCUCAAACCCCAACUUAAUAUAGCAUUUCUUCUCUUCAGUAACACCUCAUAAUACAAGAAAAAUGUAUGGAAGUGCAAGAACAAUCACCAAUCUGGAAGGUAGCCCUUCCAGAUCCCCUCGUUUGCCAAGGUCUCCUCGUUUGGGCCACCGAAGAACAAGUAGUGGGGGAGGUGGAGGAGCAGGCAAGACUCUGUCUAUGGAGAAUAUCCAGUCCCUCAAUGCAGCCUAUGCUACGUCUGGACCCAUGUAUCUGAGUGAUCAUGAAGGGGUGGCUUCAACAACUUACCCAAAGGGCACUAUGACUCUGGGAAGGGCUACGAAUCGAGCUGUAUAUGGAGGCCGUGUCACAGCCAUGGGGAGUAGUCCCAAUAUUGCUUCUGCUGGACUUUCCCACACAGAUGUCCUUUCAUACACAGAUCAACAUGGUGGGCUGACUGGCUCAUCCCAUCAUCACCAUCACCAGGUCCCCUCCAUGUUGAGGCAGGUAAGAGACAGCACAAUGUUAGAUCUUCAGGCCCAGCUGAAAGAACUGCAGAGAGAGAAUGACCUCCUCCGGAAAGAGCUAGACAUCAAGGACAGCAAAUUAGGAUCUUCCAUGAACAGUAUUAAGACUUUCUGGAGUCCUGAGCUUAAGAAGGAGAGAGUCUUGAGGAAAGAAGAGGCAGCGCGGAUGUCUGUCCUCAAGGAGCAGAUGAGGGUUUCCCAUGAAGAAAAUCAGUUACUGGAUGCCAGAAGAACCAAGCACCUACAGUUGACAAUCCAGGCCCUUCAAGACGAGCUGCGAACCCAGAGAGACCUCAACCACCUCCUCCAGCAAGAGAGUGGCAACCGAGGAGCGGAGCACUUCACCAUCGAGCUGACCGAGGAGAACUUCAGGCGACUCCAAGCUGAGCAUGACAGGCAGGCUAAGGAGCUGUUCCUUUUGAGAAAGACAUUAGAGGAAAUGGAGCUGAGAAUUGAAACGCAGAAACAAACCCUCAAUGCCCGAGAUGAGUCAAUUAAAAAACUUCUUGAGAUGUUGCAAAGUAAAGGCUUGCCAUCCAAAAGCCUGGAGGAUGACAAUGAGCGAACGCGGCGGAUGGCAGAGGCUGAGUCUCAGGUCAGCCACUUGGAAGUGAUUUUAGACCAGAAAGAGAAGGAAAACAUACAUCUUAGAGAGGAAUUGCACCGAAGAAGCCAACUUCAGCCGGAGCCAGCCAAGACGAAGGCUCUCCAGACUGUCAUCGAAAUGAAGGACACAAAAAUUGCUUCAUUGGAGCGAAACAUAAGGGAUCUUGAGGAUGAGAUCCAGAUGUUAAAAGCCAAUGGUGUGCUGAACACUGAGGACCGCGAAGAAGAGAUCAAACAAAUUGAGGUUUACAAAAGUCACUCCAAGUUUAUGAAGACCAAGAUUGAUCAGCUGAAGCAGGAACUUUCAAAGAAAGAGUCAGAACUUCUUGCCUUACAAACAAAGCUUGAAACCCUCAGCAAUCAAAAUUCAGAUUGCAAGCAACACAUUGAAGUGCUCAAAGAGUCGCUUACUGCCAAAGAACAGAGGGCUGCCAUCCUUCAGACUGAGGUAGAUGCACUGAGAUUACGACUGGAAGAAAAAGAAUCUUUCCUCAAUAAAAAAACAAAACAGCUGCAGGACCUCACAGAAGAGAAGGGGACACUGGCCGGUGAGAUUCGUGACAUGAAAGAUAUGUUAGAAGUGAAGGAAAGAAAAAUCAAUGUUCUUCAGAAAAAGAUUGAAAACUUGCAAGAACAACUUAGGGAUAAAGACAAGCAACUGACCAACCUGAAAGACAGAGUGAAGUCCUUGCAGACGGAUUCCAGUAAUACAGAUACUGCACUGGCAACGCUAGAGGAAGCUCUGUCAGAGAAGGAGAGAAUAAUUGAGCGCUUGAAAGAACAGCGAGAAAGAGAUGAUCGGGAAAGACUAGAAGAGAUAGAAUCCUUCCGAAAAGAGAACAAAGACCUGAAAGAGAAGGUCAAUGCUUUACAGGCUGAACUGACUGAGAAAGAGUCUAGUUUAAUUGACCUCAAAGAACAUGCGUCUUCAUUAGCCUCUGCAGGGCUGAAAAGGGAUUCCAAAUUAAAAUCUCUAGAAAUAGCCAUCGAACAAAAGAAAGAGGAAUGUAGCAAAUUGGAAGCACAGUUAAAAAAGCAAGCUGAGCAGUUGUUCAAUCAGAUGUACAACCCAGCACAUAAUAUUGAAGAUGACUCCAGGAUGAACCCUGAGUUUGCAGACCGAAUAAAACAGCUCGAUAAAGAGGCGUCUUACUACCGAGACGAGUGUGGCAAGGCCCAAGCGGAAGUGGACCGGUUGCUGGAGAUCCUCAAAGAGGUGGAGAAUGAGAAGAAUGACAAGGACAAGAAGAUCGCAGAACUGGAGAGCUUGACUCUCAGGCAUAUGAAAGAUCAGAAUAAGAAGGUGGCCAACCUCAAGCACAAUCAACAGUUGGAAAAGAAGAAAAAUGCUCAGUUACUAGAAGAAGUGCGCAGGCGAGAAGACAGCAUGGCUGACAACUCACAGCAUUUGCAGAUAGAGGAACUGAUGAAUGCACUGGAGAAGACCAGACAGGAACUGGAUGCCACCAAAGCACGUCUCGCCUCCACACAGCAGUCCCUGGCCGAAAAAGAAGCACACUUGGCCAACCUCCGGAUCGAGAGGAGGAAACAGCUGGAGGAGAUCCUGGAGAUGAAACAGGAAGCACUACUUGCAGCCAUCAGUGAAAAAGAUGCAAACAUUGCCUUGCUGGAACUGUCUGCCUCCAAAAAGAAAAAGACGCAGGAAGAAGUCAUGGCCCUCAAGCGGGAAAAAGACCGACUAGUACAUCAAUUAAAGCAGCAGACCCAGAACAGAAUGAAGUUGAUGGCAGACAACUAUGAUGAGGACCAUCACCAUUACCACCACCACCACCAUCACCACCACCAUCGAUCUCCUGGGAGGUCGCAACAUUCCAAUCACAGGCCCUCUCCGGACCAGGAUGACGAGGAGGGCAUAUGGGCAUAGCCGGGCCUGUAAAGCAAAGUUCCAGUUUUGUUUUGAGGGAUGAUCCAGCUCUGUCGGAGGCACGUAGGCACAGCCAAAUCUCAUGCUGUACAUUGAUCACCUGUCCAACCUUUGCCUAGAGUGGGAGCCCCCAGUUCCUUCGAGAUCCAACAUUACCUGUCUGUAAAGAAGAAGAGGAGGAGGGAGACAGCGGGGAGGAUCCGGUGGCAGUUUAACACCAGAGCAGCUAUCAGAAGGGCUGAAUAAAGGGAACAUGCAGCUCUGCAGCAAUAUUCUGAUAAUCUAUUGCAGUGCAGCUCACAUCACUGUCCACCACCACCUGGAGCGGCUCAUCAGAACUGAAGGGGAGUUUUCACUUACAUUAUUGAGCGUGAUUCUGUUCUACUUGAUAUUUCCUUCAUCACCUCAUGUCAUUUCUCAUGGAUUUGGAUAUGAUGGAAAGGAAGAAUGCAGAGGAGGAGAAAAGUGACAGAUCCUCCAUUUUUGUCGGGAUGCGGGCAUUUUGAAUGUGAUCAUCUUUGCUGAAUGUCAUUAUUUGAUAACAUUUUGUUUAUGUUACUUAAACAUCAUUGGAUAAAUUUGAACUCCACGAGAUUUUAUCUGUGGAUUCAGCUUCUGUUGGACAACUAGCCUCAUCUCCAGUAUCCUGCUGGUUCAGUCUAAUUGGUCAUUCCUAAUGCAUUAGAUUAUCAAAAACUAUAAAUUCGCUGUGAGUGAGUGGUGUUGGCAGUGUUUGUAUACCAUGAUGCAUGGAGUGUUUGACGAAGAAACAAAAAACACCAAAAAUUGCGAGCCUUUACCCUCCUCUAUUUCUUUAAUCUGUUGUUUGAAGAACCACAUUUUGAGGGUGUAACCAGUAGUUACCUCUGGGCCAGGUUGGAAAUGAAAUCAAUUUUUUAAACCACUAAUACUUGCCAAGAAAUCGCCUUAUGAGAACAUGGUGUGUGUCUCUGACAAUGCGUGGCACAUCUAAAUUGAUCAUUCAUAAUUUUAUCUACCCGGUCAUGUACUGGAGAGUGGCAAAAGCCUGAGGCACCUGCAUAUCUCUAGUCCCUGUGUUCCACACAUCCCCACGGUGGACACGCCACCAAGCCUCAGACUCUUACCAUCCCGGUACAUGCAGGUCUCCAUGAAGAAGCUGGGACUCAUUCACGUUUCAAGAUCCAAAUGCUGUGCAAACAGUGUAAGCUUAGAUUUUCUGUAAAUGAAGGGUCAUUUCUCUUUUUUUUUUUUUUUUAAAGAAAAUGUGUCUGCAACAUGGAUUCCAAAGCAUUUUCAGCAUCAAACAUGAAAACAUUGAUGAAUGAGGAACAAUCACAAAAGCUGUGUCUCUGUAUAUAGCUCUACACAACAUGUAUGUGGAUACAGUCAUUAUUUAAAGCACAUGCCAGGGAAAAAGACCAAAUUUUGAGGUCUUUUACAUACAGUGAUAUGGUACUAAGGAGAAUUAAACUCCUACUGCUUCCUCUGAAUAUUAAGAAACAAUUAAAAUUGUUAUAACUUCAUAAAACUUAUGACUGAGUCUGGCAAACAUGUGCAACUCUUGUAUUGCUCCAUUUUCUUGUCAAUGGAAGAAACCCUUCCACGUGUAUGCAAGUGGGAGAUGAAAACCUGCAUUUUUAAAGGACAAACAGUGAAUUUAAGCAUGAGUGGCCUUAAUAAAUAUAGUUGUCUUUCUUUGCUGCUGUGGAAAGGAUUCUAAACAGAUGUCCCUGAAGUCUUGCAUUGAAUUUAGUCAUUAUUAUUACUUUUUAAAAUGUUGAUGCAAUUAACUCUGGACCUCUCUUGUGAGCCAUAGAGAUAUUUAAAAGACAAACACCUUAUUUGUUGGGGAAGAUGAAACCAUCCCUGAGUUGCACCAUUCUUUCUUGGUGCAUUCGUGCUUAAGAUACUCAAGCAGGUUUCUUGCUUCUGGCUUUGUUCUUGUCAUCAGUAAGUGUAACAAACUAUGUAAUGCUUACGUGUUGCAUAAACAAUCCAAAUGCAUUCAUGUUUUAAAAGUUUGUCCUUUAACUAUCAGAGGGAUCUAGGUCUUGGUUAGAGAAGUAAGCAGAGUUCUUUGCAAGCUUAUUUAGCACAUUUUGACACAAUGUUGCACUGAAAACCCAGGCCACAAAUGCGUCCCAGUGAACAGUUUGGAUGUCCUCAAAGAAGUGGUUCUCACUGCCUCCUACAACCAGGUCUUGACCUGAACUCUGCAAAUGAAUACUUGAAGUAGGAAGUAGGAAAGCCAGUAGGGAAAAUAGGGUCCUUGAAACAGAAAAAAACAACCAACCCAUGUAUAGCUAGCUAUUUCUAUGUAUGUGCCAAUUUUGUCACAGCUCUUGUUUGGAGGGAUCAUUUUCUGCCCAACUUUCGUUGGUUAAAAGUAUUACUGAUCUUACCUUUAUGAGGGCAUAUCAUUUAGUCCCUUAAAAAUUAAAUUCUCUCUAACAUAACAACCUUUCCCAUUUCAUGUAAUAUUCUCUGAUGUUUGGGGGUUACCAAAAAUAUCCCUUUUUCACAUAUUAAGAAUAUUCUCUGGGUUUACAACAAACACUGUGAUGUUGGGAAGCUAUUUCCUUUGCGCAAACUUUAGCAGGUUUCCUUCUAAUCAUAACAUAGUUGAAAAAAGAAGUUUGGGCUAACAUUUAGGAGAAGUUGGUCUUACUUUGUGCAAAAGCAGGCUUGUACUUUAUACCCCAUUUGAUUUCGAUGUACAGUCUCAAUUUUGUAUUUAAUGAUUUUUGUGUAUCCAGUAUGCACGUUAACAGCGUGUCAACUUUCAUUUGAAAGUGGGUUUCAAUUUACUUUUUAAACAGUGUUUAUGACGAGACCUCAAAUGUGUUGACAUAAGCUCUAUCUGCAAUGUUUUUGUGUAGAGUGGCGAUUGAAUGCUGCCGAGGGUCAGUGUAUCUAAUUCCCCGAGACCCUCGUUUGAUAGUGCUUCUUGUAAUAUUUCCUCAAGUGAGUGGCAUGUGGGUUGUGAUAUUGACCAUGUGAUUAUGGACAUCGAUAUGAAAAAUAAAUAAAUAAAACUAAGGAACCCUGGAAACUACCAGUGGGCAUGUAUUAGCCAGUCAUUGUAACCUCGUGUCUAGUAGAACAAUGUACAAGGUAUGUACAGUUCAUAAAUUUGUUAUCAUGUGUAUGAGAAGUACUUUGUGCUGAUCGCCUUAUUUAUAUUCAUCAAAUAAACCUCGUUUCUUUCUGAA
Nomascus leucogenys (northern white-cheeked gibbon) is the source of this 6516-nucleotide messenger RNA. It is a transcript of the gene ERC2, whose product is annotated as ELKS/RAB6-interacting/CAST family member 2. Gene Ontology annotation, molecular function: structural constituent of presynaptic active zone. Gene Ontology annotation, biological process: neuromuscular synaptic transmission; maintenance of presynaptic active zone structure; regulation of synaptic plasticity. Lineage: Eukaryota; Metazoa; Chordata; Mammalia; Primates; Hylobatidae. The transcript has 21 exons. Bases 389 to 3322 code for a protein of 977 amino acids. The record is from RefSeq and is a predicted model, not a curated record. Gene Ontology annotation, cellular component: cytoskeleton of presynaptic active zone.